AGGGGUGGGGACAAAGGGCGAGAGGAAAUCCUAAGGAAAUGUGUGGGAUCUCGCUCGGUGUUUCCAAGUAGCCUGGGUAUUAUUGACAAACUAUUUUCAUUGUGUAACGGUAGUUUGUAGUGCAUACCGAUCGUCCGAUACAAACACGGGUGUUGUGACCGACAACUAAGGGGGGGAAGAGGGGAAGCCAUAGGUUAAAAUGUCGAUUCAGUACGAGGUGGAACAGCUGGCUGACAGCUACGGGGUUGCGGACUCGUUCCCCAAAGAUUUCGGUUAUGGUGAAGAGGAGGCCGACAUUGAGGACAACCCGGCGCCGUCCGACAGCAAACCGAGAAUCCUGCUCAUGGGCUUGAGAAGAAGUGGCAAAUCAUCCAUACAGAAGGUGGUGUUCCACAAAAUGUCUCCCAAUGAGACUUUGUUCCUGGAGAGCACCAACAAGAUCUACAAGGACGACAUCUCCAGCAGCUCCUUUGUCAACUUCCAGAUCUGGGACUUCCCGGGUCAGGUGGACUUCUUCGACCCCACCUUUGACUACGAGAUGAUCUUCAGAGGAACCGGAGCUUUGAUAUUCGUCAUCGACGCUCAGGAUGAUUAUGUGGAGGCCCUGAGCAGGCUUCACCUCACAGUGUCGCGGGCCUACCGGAUCAAUCCAGAGAUCAACUUCGAGGUGUUCAUCCACAAGGUGGACGGACUCUCGGACGAUCACAAGAUCGAGACCCAGAGAGACAUCCAUCAGAGAGCCAAUGACGAUCUGGCGGACGCUAGUUUAGAAAAGCUGCAUCUCAGCUUUUACUUGACAAGUAUUUACGACCACUCCAUCUUCGAGGCCUUCAGCAAAGUGGUGCAGAAGCUCAUCCCUCAGCUCCCCACUCUGGAGAACCUGCUAAACAUCUUCAUUUCUAAUUCAGGGAUAGAGAAGGCGUUUCUGUUCGACGUGGUCAGUAAGAUCUACAUCGCCACAGACAGCUCUCCUGUCGACAUGCAGUCCUAUGAACUGUGCUGCGAUAUGAUCGACGUGGUCAUUGACGUCUCCUGCAUCUACGGUCUGAGGGAGGACGGCAGCGGCAGUGCCUACGACAAGGAGUCCAUGGCCAUCAUCAAGCUCAACAACACCACUGUGCUCUACCUGAAAGAGGUCACCAAGUUCCUGGCCCUUGUCUGCAUCCUGCGAGAGGAAAGCUUCGAGCGCAAAGGAUUAAUAGACUACAACUUCCACUGUUUCCGGAAGGCCAUCCAUGAAGUAUUUGAGGUGGGCGUUUCCACCCAGCGUUCAUUGGGCUCCCAGGCGGUGGGCUCGCCCUGCACCAAGGCCGUAGCACUGAACGGCACGCCGCGCAACACUGUCUAGACACUGGUGCAAAAAGAGAGGACAGGAACGAUGGAGAAGGGCCAGAGAGCCUGUAGAGGAGAGACUACUAAACUGGGGCUCACCGGAGCGCCAAUCACAAUCCCCCACUGCUCCCAGCACCCAAAGUACUGAGACGGCUUGAGCAGAGAGAGAGAGAGAGAGAGAGAGAGAGAGAGAGAGAGUGUGUGUGUGUGUGUGUGUGUGUGUGUGUGUGUGUGUGUGUGUGUGUGUGUGUGUGAGACGGCACGGGAGCACAGCGGGGUCAGGCUUCUCAAGAUAAAAAUGGAAGGGAAAUUCAAGCAUUCGUUUCAGGUGAAUGCGACGCACCGUGUCGGCCGUGAGGAAGUCCACGAGAGGGAAGAAACUGCACCUGGACAGGACAAGGUUCAGGAUCUUUCUUUGGGAUUUCCUAAAGCGGUCAAAGGCUGUGAUAAUUAGCUGCUGGUCCCUCUAAGUGGACAAUGUGAGGAGGGAAAACAAACCCUCGUUGUAAUCUCUUGCUUAUGGACAAACUGUGACGUCAGUUUGCAGGAUGAACCCGCCCCGGCCACUUCUGUGCUGAUAGAUUAAAAAAAAAAAAAGAAAAAAAAAAGAUGGUGGAUGUGAACUGCUAGUCCUAACCCACACAUGUUCAGAGAUGGCCUUAUGUAGAUGAAGCUUGUCUGCAGUGCAAGCGUUCUCUCACCACCUCACCUCACCUCACCUCACCUCACCUCCCCCCACCCUACCUGAAUGCUGCCCAAAACUCGCUUUUUGGUUUCACUUGUGAAGGGAAAAGGUUUUGUGAGCAGACUGAAAAGGGAUUGUGUUGUCCAUCUAACUUGGUUUUUGUGUGUGUGUGUGUGUGUAUGCAGGUGUAUAUAUAUAUGUAUGUAUGAGUGAGAGUGUGUGUGUGUGUGUGUGUGUGUGGGUGUCAAUGAAGGUUUUGAUUAGAUCCCCGACUGGGACCUUUUGACAGAAAGAGUUGAUGUCCUUCUUCUCCCUAACAGCAGCUUAGCUUAUAAUUAAACUCUUUUUCAAUCAGUGAAAGUAACUCUUCUGUCCGUGCUCCACUGAAAAGCAAACGUUUGUUUGACUUUGUUAGGUUGUAAAAAUUAGUGUGAAAUUUGGAAACAGUCUUUUGUGAAAUAAUUAAAUAAAUGACUCAGAAACUGUAAAAUGAUAAAAAAAAAAAAAAAAAAACCGUCAUGUUUAAAACUUUGUUCUUUGCCACGUAAAGAAAAGAAAUGUAUUCGGUUGAGAUGCAGGACUGACGGGGGGGUCCAUGCUCCACAGUCGCAGUCUGAGACAUUUGAAGAUGAUGAUGAUGAUGAUGAUGAUGAUGAUGAUGAUGAUAUGAACUGGUUGAAACUUGCAUGUUUACAGUUCCAGUCCUGCCCAAAAAUAAUGACCCCAUGUUUUGUAUUUUAGUUUGGCUCAGUAGGAUUCACAAGAACAAAAUGUACCCAUUCCAAGCAUGCAAACAUCGGUAUGCAAAACCACGUGAGAAAAUGAAACUAACCAAGACGAUUAAACGUAAACAAGGAGAGGGGGAGGGGGGGGGGGGGGGAAAUACCAAAUGUCAUUACUUCUGCCAUAACAAUAACCCACAACAUGCCUGUUUGUUUGUAUCAGGAGGGAGAUAAGGUAACUCUGGCUGCAUCUAAAGAUCUGACUCGCGUGUUAUUUUGAUACGUUUGCCGAGUAAAACGUGCAGAUUUUACUCGGCAAAGGUUCUUCUGGUAACUCGGUGAACUUGCUUCUGGAAAGCGUCCGCGAGAUCUUCUCAACCUAGUCGUCAUCAGUCACCUGGAAAUAAACACUUGCACAUCAGAACUGUGAUGAACGAUUGAUUUCAUGUAUUGUGAUGAUGCUAUACUAUGUGAAAUAAAUUUAAAUUUACAUUU
Messenger RNA from Cottoperca gobio, 3234 nucleotides. RefSeq names its product Ras-related GTP binding Ca (gene rragca). Gene Ontology annotation, molecular function: GTP binding; GTPase activity. NCBI's taxonomy places the organism in Eukaryota, Metazoa, Chordata, Actinopteri, Perciformes, Bovichtidae. The record is from RefSeq and is a predicted model, not a curated record. Bases 200 to 1348 code for a protein of 382 amino acids. Gene Ontology annotation, biological process: cellular response to starvation; negative regulation of autophagy; positive regulation of TORC1 signaling. The transcript has 7 exons. Gene Ontology annotation, cellular component: Gtr1-Gtr2 GTPase complex; lysosome; nucleus.